AUGUCAGAUAAUCGCAGCUCACCCGUUAGAGAUGCUGGCUCAUCGCCAAUGGCAGCGCCGCCAUCAUCCUUUGGCGGGUCCUCGCCACCAUUGUUUUACAAUCCCUCUUCGUCGUCACAGCCCGAUACUUACGAAAGCCAGCAGAGACAGCGUACUGUGGGUUCUUCACCUUUUCGUGACAGGGGUGUGUCUGGAGGCCGUGUUGGGUUUUCUUCUGAUACCUUUGGCUCGCGACGGGGCUCUCAGAGACGUGGCGGUCCCAGCUCUGGUCGAUUCACAGACCAAUCGAGCGAAAUAGACAUGCUUUCUUCGUCACUGUCAGGCCGGGUUUCGCAGCGUGCUUCCCAGCGAAGAAGCGAUCUGCACGCGUCCGAUCUUUCUUCACCACGUAGAAUGGUCGAUCUGGACUCGCAGCCCCUACCAAACUCAUCAUCAGAUCCGGCUUCCGAGGCAGUAGAGCCGUUGCGCAUCAUUUGGGGGACGAACGUGAGUAUACAGGAAUGUGCCACGAACUUUCGUAACUUUCUGAUGUCUUUCAAGUAUAAAUUCCGUAAAACGCUGGACGAGAACGAGGAUUUUAUCGAUGAAGCUGAGGAUGAAGAACUGUACUAUGUCAAGCGUCUAAGCCAGAUGCGAGAAAUGGGUACACUCAACUUGAAUCUUGAUGCAAGAAAUCUGCUGAGUUUCAAGUCCACUGAGAAGCUUUACUAUCAGUUGAUGAGCUACCCUCAAGAAAUAGUAUCCAUCAUGGAUCAAACUAUCAAAGAUUGUAUGGUGUCUUUAGUGAUAGACAACAAUCUGGACUCCAGUCUGGACGAAGUGGAAUCGAAAUUCUACAAAGUCAGACCGUUUAAUAUCGAAAGUAAGAAAGGAAUGCGAGAACUGAAUCCUAAUGACAUCGACAAGCUGAUCAGCGUCAAGGGCUUGGUUCUCAGAUCAACGCCCAUUAUUCCAGACAUGAAGGUUGCUUUCUUCAAGUGUAAUAUAUGUGACCACACGGUGGUUGUUGAAAUUGACCGAGGGGUCAUUCAGGAGCCUGCAAGAUGUCCGCGAGUAGCUUGUAAUCAACCAAACUCGAUGUCCCUGGUGCACAAUCGUUGUUCAUUCGCUGACAAGCAGGUUAUUAAAUUGCAAGAGACGCCAGACACAGUACCCGAUGGACAAACACCGCAUUCGGUGUCCCUGUGUGUGUAUGACGAAUUGGUCGAUUCUUGCCGCGCCGGUGACAGGGUGGAAGUGACAGGUAUCUUCCGCUCUAUCCCUAUAAGGGCAAAUUCGAGACAACGUGCAUUAAAAUCCCUAUACAAAACAUACCUUGACAUAGUGCAUGUCAAGAAAGUGACUCGAGACAGAUUAGGAGCCGACACAUCUACUGUGGAGCAAGAAUUACUACAGAAUGAGCUUAAUCACUCUGAUAUUAGGGAGGUGCCGCAAAUAACAGACGAACAGAUUCGCCGUAUUCAUGCCGUGGCUGAGAGAGAUGAUGUAUAUGAGGUCUUGGCUCGUUCACUUGCACCAAGCAUUUACGAGUUAGACGACGUCAAGAAGGGAAUUUUAUUGCAAUUGUUUGGGGGUACGAACAAGACCUUCACGAAAGGCGGUCGAUACAGAGGUGAUAUCAAUGUCUUACUAUGUGGUGACCCUUCGACCUCAAAGUCUCAAAUUUUGCAAUAUGUUCACAAGAUAGCUCCUCGUGGUAUUUACACUUCAGGAAAAGGUUCAUCGGCCGUGGGUUUGACGGCAUACAUCACUAGGGAUGUAGACACGAAACAACUUGUACUGGAAAGUGGUGCUUUGGUGUUAUCGGACGGUGGUAUUUGCUGCAUCGAUGAGUUCGAUAAGAUGAGUGACUCUACCAGGUCCGUCUUACACGAAGUCAUGGAACAACAGACUAUUUCGAUUGCAAAAGCUGGUAUCAUUACAACUCUGAACGCUCGAACUUCAAUUUUGGCUAGUGCAAAUCCAGUUUCCUCCCGUUACAAUCCUAAUCUUCCCGUGACGGAAAACAUCGACUUACCGCCUCCCUUGCUUUCGAGAUUCGACCUCGUUUACCUCGUGUUAGACAAGGUUGAUGAAGCUACGGAUCGAGAACUGGCAAAGCAUUUGACCAACCUGUAUUUGGAAGAUGCCCCAAGUCAUGAAAACAAAGACGACGUGUUGCCCGUGGAGCUUUUGACCUCAUAUCUCAACUACGCCAAACAGAAGUAUGCGCCGGUGAUUACGGAACAGGCUAAAACAGAACUGGUAAGAGCCUACGUCACAAUGCGGAAGAUGGGUGAUGAUUCGAGGUCAGAUGAAAAGCGCAUCACUGCCACGACCAGACAACUUGAGAGUAUGAUCAGACUGGCUGAAGCGCACGCAAAGAUGAGGCUGUCGCACUCUGUUGAGCUACAAGACGUACAGGAGGCUGUACGGCUGAUAAAAUCAGCUAUCAAGGACUAUGCCACAGACCCGAAAACGGGAAAAAUUGAUAUGAAUCUUGUGCAGACCGGAAAAUCUGUCAUUCAGCGCAAGAUGCAAGAGGACCUGGCCCGCGAGAUUGUUACGAUUCUCACCGAUCGCUCCAACAACACGAUCUCCUACAACGAGCUGGUGCGCAGUAUAAACGAGCAGUCACAGGACAAGGUCGAAGCUACGGAGAUUUCGGAUGCACUGGUACGGCUACAGCAGGAAGACAAGGUUGUUGUUUUGGGAGAAGGUGUUAAAAGAUCCAUUCGUCUCAAUGGACGGAUUUGA
This is a messenger RNA of Lachancea meyersii CBS 8951, 2736 nucleotides long. NCBI's taxonomy places the organism in Eukaryota, Fungi, Ascomycota, Saccharomycetes, Saccharomycetales, Saccharomycetaceae. The record is from the annotation of a GenBank genome assembly.